AUCCCGCCCUAAACCAGACAAUUUCCCGCCACUUGCCUUCGUCUUCACCAGUCGCCCACAACAAAAAGCUUCUCUCUCUAGGAAACACAGAGAGAGCGAGAGAGUGAAGUUGAAAGAAAAUGGCUACAGAUGAGGAAAUAAAGAACGAGUUUAAAAGAAGCGGCUUUAUUCUUGUGGAAGAAGACGAGAUUCUUAAGAGAUGUGUUACUCUCUGCAUAAAUUACAGUCUUAAGCCUUCUGAUCUUGUUUCAAGUUGGGAACUUUAUCAUCUCAAUCGACAACUUCUUGAUCAAACUGUUAAGAAAGAUGACAUGGAUGGGUUUGUAUUGCAUCUUCAGAAUGAACAGAAAGAAUCUAUUAUGAGAGUGGAAGAAGCUGGUCUGCAUCUUUACUCAAAUAGAGAUGUAGAUAUGCUUUUGGAUGGGGUGCAAGAAGAUACGGAAGAGAUUGUUACUACUCCUACAAACAAGUCUCAACGGUUACAUCCGGAUCCGUUUGAUUCGAUAAGUAGAUCAAGAGAUUAUGGCUAUUCUACUGGGAAGUCAGUUGGACAUGUGACACCUUUUGGGUCACGAAUCGAGAAGUUUGUGGUGAAGUUCAAUGUGGGUAAUGUGGCGGCACAUGCAGAGAAUGGAAACAACAAUGAUGUAGAAAACAGUGAGGAUGAUAUCAUUAAGAGAGUUCAAACCAGCCAGCGGUGUUCUCUAAAAGUCAAUGGCUCAGGCCCUGAACCAGGUUGCAGGUUCAUGUAUGACAGAACUGAGGACAGGUUUAGUGCACUCGAGUAUCGGAUCGUAAGGCAUGCAGAUGCAUUUGCUGCCUCGGGAUUAUAUGAGGAACAGGUGGAUCCGGCUGUUGCUUCACAGAGAAGUAUAUUUGCUGUGGGAAUGAUUUGCUGUGAUGGAGAGGGGCAUUUGAAUGAUAAGUCCAUUCUAUUGCAGAGCAGUGCCGAGCGUACUUCAGGACAGCGUGUUCCAGUGGACUUAAAGAGACUAGAUCAGUUCUCCAUUUUUCCUGGCCAGGUAGUUGGCAUUGAGGGGCAAAAUCCUAGUGGACAUUAUCUCACUGCAUCUAAGCUGCUAGAUUCAGUUCCUUUAACACUUACUGUUGACGUGGAUCUACCUCCUGCUAAGAGGCAAAUCUUGGAUCAGGAAGUCUUAGUUCCUGCAGAAGAAUCCUGUCAAAAAUCAGAGGUUUCAUUUAUAAUUGCAUCCGGACCAUUCACCACAUCAGACAACUUGCUGUUUGAGCCACUGAAUGAGCUACUAGCCUAUGCAAAAAGAAAGCCACCACAGUUACUCGUGCUGCUUGGACCAUUUGUGGAUUCUGAGCAUCCAGAGAUUAAGAAAGGCGCUGUUGAUGCCACCUUUAAUGAGAUAUUCCAAGUGGAAGUCCUCAGGAAGUUGCAAGAUUACGUGGAAUUCAUGGGUUCAGAAGUAAGAGUGGUUCUGGUGCCAUCCAUUCGUGAUGCUAACCAUGAUUUCAUAUUCCCACAGCCUCCUUUCGACAUUCACAUACCUGAUCUCGAACAUCAGAUGACUAGUCUGUCAAACCCGGGGACCUUUGAGGCAAACCAGGUGAAGGUAAGUUGCUGCACGGUGGAUGUACUAAAACAGCUGAGUGGGGAGGAGAUGUCAAAAAAUCCAAGUGGAGUCCCCACUGAUCGCAUGUCCAGACUCGCUAGCCAUCUCCUCCGUCAGCGAAGCUUCUAUCCGCUGUAUCCACCGCCCGAGAGCCUCCCUUAUGAUUCCUCACUCGCUCCUAAGGCGCUACAGAUUUCAUCAAUCCCGGAUAUUCUUCUACUUCCAUCAGACAUGAGGUACUUCGUGAAGAUUUUAUCCCUUGGCGAAGAGGAGGAUGCAGCCAAGUGCGUUUGUGUAAACCCGGGAAGACUUGCGAAAGGAGAAGGUGCAGGUACUUUCGUUGAGCUUACCUACAAAGGCGGUCCAGAAUCGAUGCACGCUUCCAUCAUCUCUAUUUAAAAACAGAACCUGCAACGUUUGCCCAACUCUGCUAAUUCCAUAUAUAAUAGAAGCCUUUGGUUCCUCUCACUUUUCAUGCUACGGUUAGAUGCAAAUGUAAUAUUCAGAUGUAUAGUAUAUCUUAGGCCUGCGA
This is a messenger RNA of Arabidopsis thaliana (thale cress), 2115 nucleotides long. It is a transcript of the gene POLA2, whose product is annotated as DNA polymerase alpha 2. Gene Ontology annotation, molecular function: DNA binding. The transcript has 15 exons. NCBI's taxonomy places the organism in Eukaryota, Viridiplantae, Streptophyta, Magnoliopsida, Brassicales, Brassicaceae. The record is from RefSeq and is marked reviewed. The coding region runs from base 120 to 1982 and encodes 620 amino acids. Gene Ontology annotation, biological process: DNA replication. Gene Ontology annotation, cellular component: nucleus.